Messenger RNA from Vidua macroura (Pin-tailed whydah), 929 nucleotides. RefSeq names its product translation initiation factor IF-2-like. The record is from RefSeq and is a predicted model, not a curated record. The annotation marks the transcript as partial. Lineage: Eukaryota; Metazoa; Chordata; Aves; Passeriformes; Viduidae. The transcript is spliced from 7 exons.
UAAAUGUGAGGGGAGAAAAGGGCGGGAAACGUGAGGGGAGAAAAGGGCGGGAAACAUGAGGGGAGAAAAGAGCGGGAAACGUGAGGGGAGAAAAGGGCAGGAAACGUGAGGGGAAAAAGGCCAGGAAACGUGAGAGAAAAGGGAAAAUUGCAAGAAAAAUGACAUCAGCCCAAGGGUCCCGUGGUCAGGGUCUUGCUCAGAUGCAGCAGCUCCAAAUAUUCCCAUGUUAUUGCACCUUGAAUAAAUUUUGGCUUUGUGGAAAUCUGAGACUCUGAGGUUGAAGUGGUGAGGAAAAAACUGAGCCUGGCCAGGAGAAUCCAAAGCCAUGAAACAUUCCUACCACCUUUGAUCCCAUGGAAGGGAACCACCUCUUGCCGAGAACCGGAAAAAAGAUGACAACAAAGACAUGGAAAAUUGCUGUCGCCGUCCCAUGGAGGAGGAGGAGAAGCCCCCCCGGGGGGGGGAGGACCCGGCGGGGCCGGGCGAGGACGGGGGGGGGCCCGGGGGAGCCCCCCCGGAACCUGAGGGGUCCCUGCGGCCCAGCCAGGGGCUACUGAAGGCCCUGCAGCGCCUGGUGAGCAGCGGCUUCACCUGGGGACAAGACCCCCCCCGCAAGCCCCCCCGGCAGCGCUGGUGUUGGGGACCCCGGCCCGAGGGCGGCGCGGUUUGGGAGCCCGCGGGGGGCCCGGGGGGAGCCCUGGAGCAGCUGCAGCUCAGCAGCGGGGAGGGCUCCCCGAGGACGAGGAGCUGGAGUUGGUGGCCGAGGUUCGCGUGGCGGAUUUGGGGGCGCUGGCGGCCGCCUCGGGGCUCCUGCGCAGGGAGCGGCCCUGGAGGGCCCCCAAAGCAGGUUCGCGUGGCGGAUUUGGGGGCGCUGGCGGCCGCCUCGGGGCUCCUGCGCAGGGAGCGGCCCUGGAGGGCCCCCAAAGCAG